CCAGCUUUGGAACUCUGACAAAACCACUCCUUUCCUGUUAUCUUGUUUUCUGCCUGCGGACAGACGAUUAAAGCAUUUUGGCCCUCGCUCGGCAUACGUAGCAAAAGAAUGCCCUAAUGACUAAAUCAUCUCCUUCGUUCUCACGUUUUAUUAUCGAUCUCCGGGUGAUCAACUUUGCUCUUGGCUUAAUUUGGCUUAUUACUUUCCGAUACCUUCAACAGACUACCUACUACGACCCGUCUUCAUUCUUCUUUCGCUGGGAUGCCGCGUAUCAGCCGCUUUACUCUGCUGUAAGGGAGCAGGAAGCCGAUGCGUUCCUCGCCUCAAGUCAGUCGCAAAAGAGUAGAUUAUUAAAAGGGUCAGAAGAGAGUCUUGGUUACGCCGCGCCAUACUGUAUCGGCAUCCCAACUCUCCAAAGAGAGCGCGCGCAAUUUUUCGCUAAAACAGCAGCGUCCCUCGUCGAUACCUUGACAGCCGAAGAACGAAAUUCAAUAUAUAUUGUUGUUCUUUUAUCCGAUACCGAUGCGACAGUGAAUUCAGCAUUCGGGCAGCAUUGGCUUCAUGCAAUCGCCGACACCGUUGUGGUUCAUGAGGAUACGCCCAAGGGCCUAGUUGCUGAAAAUGGCUACCAGACGAUACCGCGGCAUCCCGAAUUUGCGGCCAGAGACGAACGAGUAAGACGCGACUACUCUGUGCUCUCUGAAAUCUGUCGUCAAAACGACUCCGAAUAUUUUAUCCUAGUCGAAGAUGAUGUUAUUGCUGCGAGAGACUGGCUCCAGCGACUUCAAGACGCAACACCACAAGUAAACGAGCGCGCGGUUGCCAAAGAUCGAGACUGGCUUUACCUCAGACUUUUUUACACCGAGACUUAUAUGGGCUGGAACUCGGAGGAAUGGCCUAUUUAUAUACGAAAUAUUCUCUUGAUAUACGUGGCCGUAUCGGGAGCCAUGAUUGCCAUUCGACAUGUCUACCACAUGGCGCAGCCCUCUGCCAAAGAGCGAACCUCCAAAGUUUCGAAAUUUCUGAUGGCGAAUAUACUUUUCAUAUGGAUGCCCUUAUUUAUUGGGCUAGGGUUUAUGGCUGGUCGGUUAACAGUCAGUCCACUACCGUUCGGCGUCCAAGAGAUGCCGCGGUACGGUUGUUGUAGCCAGAGCUUAGUUAUACCAAGUCGGCAUCUCACCACACUUGAAGAGAAGCUAAAAGAGCCCCCUUUUGACCUUCCUGCUGAUUCUACUAUCGAAAGGAUAGCAGACAGCCUUGAGCUUGACAAGUGGGCGCUUGUGCCUAGUGCCUUUCAGCAUAUUGGAGCAAGGGGAUCGUCAGCCAGAGGAGGCGCUCUUAAGUCGACGUGGAACUUCAGUUUCGAGAGGCUCUAUUCAGCAUAAAUGUCAUCCAUAUAUGCAUGGUAUUUGAUUGCAUUGGCAUUUUUUGAUAAUAUAUAUAGGAUAGAGGGCAAGCGCGGUCUUUUUUUUUUUUCGUUUUAUUUGAUGUUAUUGGAAGCUAGUUAUCAGAAACUAAACAAAGAGAACCGCAUAUACCUCGUUUAUG
Molecule: messenger RNA, 1548 nt
Organism: Trichoderma asperellum CBS 433.97
Lineage: Eukaryota; Fungi; Ascomycota; Sordariomycetes; Hypocreales; Hypocreaceae
Biological process (GO): GPI anchor biosynthetic process
Cellular component (GO): Golgi membrane
Molecular function (GO): glycosyltransferase activity
Source: RefSeq, a predicted model, not a curated record